UCCCACAACAACAAAGUUUGAAUGGGCGGGAAUCAGUGAAAUUUUCAUAGAAGGCAGUGUUGAGUGUAAAUAAUGAGUGACAGACGCUCCAAAACGAUUCAACGCGUCUCAUAAGUUUCUAUAAAAGUUCGAGAUGAGCGGUAAAGGAAGAGCUCAAAUGAUGCAGCAGGGGUGGUACCACCACUCAAUGGCACAGCAAGCUCAAGAGGCGUUAGAGGACGAUGAUGACGAGGAAGAAGAGGAAGAUGAAGUGAGCCAGAGUGAGACUGUAGACUACAAAGAACAAUAUAAGCGGCUCAAACGGAAGCUUAAGUACCUGAUUUAUGAAAAUGAGUGUUAUCAAGAAAAUCUUAGAACUUCAAGAGCUAAGUUAUUGGAAGUUGCUAGAGAUAGGAGUUUCUUACUGGACAGACUAUUGCAAUAUGAAAAAGUAGAUGUUUCAUCAUCAAGUGAAUCGGGUGAAGAUACUGAAUCCUCUGAUGGUGAGGUAGAGUUACCUAGGCAAGAUAUCAAAAGGAGAAAAAUGGAACAAAGUUCCCAUGCUCAAGCGCCAACUACUCAUAAUGCUGGGGCACCAGUGGUGCAAAAACCCCAAGCACCCUCCAAAAAGAAGAAACCAGCCAUAAAAGGCUCUAAACAAAGCUUAUCCAGCGUAAACAUGGGAUCACUUAUAAUACCCUCAAUAUCACCUGCUGUGUCAGCUCUGGCUCCAGACGGCCACAUGACCCCUGAAGAAGUUGAGAGGCAUUUAUCGGCUCGUGGUCACUCAUUCAUGGGACUGUUGCCUGAGAGAGCACCACCCACUGUUCCAACCGAAAUGUUUAGUAAUGAGCCUUCGUUAGACAGUGAAUCAAAUGAUCUUGGAGACCUGGAGACAUCACCUAGCAAUCUUGGAGAGGACUGCCUCAGUGUAGAUAUGCUUGGAGAUUGAUCUAGGCUACUUUUAGUUAAUAUUAAUUAAUUGUUUGUAUGGAUAUUUCCCCCUUUGAAAAUGUGAUGUUAAACUUUACAACAACUGGACUUGAUUAGACAAAUUCAUCCUUCAUUUUAGACUGUAUGUGACAUUGUGACAAGCUGGUUAAUGUUUGUGUGUUUUUCAAUUGUCUAGUAUUUACUCAUCCCUGAAAUCCAUUGUGAUGGUUGAAGAUUAAAUAAUGCUUUACAGUUUGA
Thrips palmi is the source of this 1170-nucleotide messenger RNA. RefSeq lists its product as uncharacterized. Gene Ontology annotation, biological process: chromatin remodeling. The transcript is spliced from 7 exons. The coding region runs from base 134 to 931 and encodes 265 amino acids. Lineage: Eukaryota; Metazoa; Arthropoda; Insecta; Thysanoptera; Thripidae. The record is from RefSeq and is a predicted model, not a curated record. Gene Ontology annotation, cellular component: nucleus; Ino80 complex.